UACAAAUCUCGAUUUGGUACUUCUGUCAGAAAAUCAUCCAACAAUACUGAUGAUGGAAUCAGUUGCGGCAAAUGAUACCGAUGUUGAAGGUACAGAAAAUACAUUGCAGUACUUCCUUUUUAUGGAAUGCAAACUCGACAAUGAACUUGAUUCAUUUUUGGAUGCAGUUAUAACUCUUCUUGCAUCUUAUUACGUGUUAAAUUACCUGUGGCCACAACAAGUCCCCUGCGUUUUAGAAUGUUUGCAAAUGCGGUACAUGAAAAGUUUCAAUGAGUCGACAAGAGGAAGAUCGAUGAAAGUAACUGAGAAAGUCUAUACCUUUUUUAAAAAAUUACAAACAGUUAAACCAGCAGCGGUGCUAAUUACAAAAUAA
This is a messenger RNA of Nasonia vitripennis (jewel wasp), 373 nucleotides long. RefSeq lists its product as uncharacterized. Bases 50 to 373 code for a protein of 107 amino acids. The transcript has 2 exons. The record is from RefSeq and is a predicted model, not a curated record. Lineage: Eukaryota; Metazoa; Arthropoda; Insecta; Hymenoptera; Pteromalidae.